Pleurotus ostreatus (oyster mushroom) is the source of this 1230-nucleotide messenger RNA. RefSeq lists its product as uncharacterized. NCBI's taxonomy places the organism in Eukaryota, Fungi, Basidiomycota, Agaricomycetes, Agaricales, Pleurotaceae. The transcript is spliced from 7 exons. The record is from RefSeq and is a predicted model, not a curated record. Gene Ontology annotation, molecular function: aspartic-type endopeptidase activity. Bases 1 to 1230 code for a protein of 409 amino acids. Gene Ontology annotation, biological process: proteolysis.
AUGCGUCUUUCUACAGCCACUCUCUUGGUCCUUCUCCCUUUCUUCGUGGCAGCUCUGCCUCACGAUACACGGAGGUCUAUACCCAUUGCGAAGCACUCGAAGUUGAGCCUCGGCGGGACCGUCAACCUUGAUGCCUUGAAGCAACAUCUCCGCUAUGUAGAAGGUAAAAUUCGGCGUGGAAAUGCUGCAUACGAGCGGAACACCGGCAAGCGGAUGUCUGUCGAGCCCAUCGCUACGUCUCGCAAACGCGCCGAUGAAUUCGCUUCAAACCCGCUCGUGGACUUUGAAUCUUCCUUGUGGUAUGGAACCAUCUCCGUCGGCACGCCCCCUGUGGAAUACAAGAUCGACUUCGACACCGGCAGCAGUGAUCUCUUCCUCCCCGGCUCUGAUUGCAAGAAGAACUGCGAUGGUCACACAUUAUAUGAUUCUUCGAAAUCCGAAACCUCCAAAGCGUUAGAGAAGGAUUUCACUCUGCAAUACGGAGAUGGAUCUACCGUCAAUGGCCUCCAGUUCACAGACACCGUGAUAAUCGCCGGAGUCACUGCCGAGACACAGACUCUCGGAUCGGCAAAGGAGUACUCCGAAGGCUUCUCAUCGAAGCGCUUCCCCGCAGACGGGCUUAUGGGAAUGGGAUACGAGAGCAUAUCGUCAUACGGUGCUUCCCCCGUCUUCCAGUCCUUUGUGAGCCAGAAGAAAGUUUCCAAGCCCGUUUUCGCUUUCAAACUCGCGAAGGAGGGCUCAGAACUGACCCUCGGGGGACUUAACACCAAGUUAUACAAGGUACAUGGCGUGCUGAACAAUCAUCGCCAGGGAUACUGGAUGGUUGAAAUGGACUCUAUGAGUGCCGGCAAUGAGACCGCAAUCAAGAAGAGUGCUGCUAUCAUCGAUACCGGAACAACCCUUAUCAUCGGAGAACCGUCCAAGGUUGCAGAAUUCUACAAAGCUAUCCCAGAGGCCAAAGAGGCGUCCACGCUUGGUGCAGGCCUCUAUACGGUCCCGUGCAAGAGCAUCCCCGAAAUUAGCUUGACCUUUGCGGGCAAGACAUUCCCUGUCACGAAGGAAACCUUUAGCUUGGGAGCCGUCGAGGAAGGAUCUGAGGAUUGCGUGGCCGGAGUCGCCAGUGCUGAAGUAGGCAGCAUCGGGUGGAUUGUUGGGGAUGUGUUCCUCCAGAACGUGUACACCGCGUUUGACUUGGAAGGUAACAGAGUGGGAUUUGCCGAGCUUGCUUAA